Messenger RNA from Cololabis saira (Pacific saury), 2544 nucleotides. RefSeq lists its product as uncharacterized. The transcript has 7 exons. The record is from RefSeq and is a predicted model, not a curated record. NCBI's taxonomy places the organism in Eukaryota, Metazoa, Chordata, Actinopteri, Beloniformes, Belonidae. Bases 158 to 1693 code for a protein of 511 amino acids.
CGAGCAGAGACGGGAAUCAGAACCAACCGGUCCAGAGCUCCUUCUGAACCGAAACCGAACAGCUGCUUUUUUCGACAAACCUGUGAGAAAUCUCUCAGCGCAUUUUUACUUCUUUUUUUUUGUAUUUAUUUCCCGGAGCUGUGGUUGUUCCAGCGACAUGAGUGUGAAGGUGAAGCGGGCCGGGCUGCUGCUCCGCUGGCAGAGGUCCUGGUCCAUCCCGGCCCCCUGGUCCUGGAGGAGAGGGAGAGGGAAGGGGAAAGGAGACCGGGACGCCAUACUUGGAAGUGAGGUUAUCCUGACAAAUAUGAAACUUUUCAACAACUUCCAUGAAAGUUUCCUGAUGGCCGAUGAUUCCGUCUCCACCAUGUCAACGACAUCAGUUUCGGACCAGGACAUGUUGGAUUGUAUGAAAGCCUGUGAGGUGAAUUCCCACCUUGAUGACCAGUCCAGUCGGCCUCAGACGGGGUCCGGCUCCGACUACCUGUCUGCCAUCCUAGACUCUCAGCUGCCACGCUUGUACAAGUUUGAAUCGGAAGACUCUGGUGUGGAACUGGCCAGUGGAGCUAACUCUCCAUCCACCCCAACAGGGUCAGAGCACAGUUUUGUCGUUCACAGUCGAGAGUCCUCCUGUGAUUCUUGUAACUUAAGCACUGAUCCAGCCUGCUCUCCAAAUGAACUCAUUUUAAAUGUGCAGAGCUCUGAGAGUAAGCUCGCAAGCGACCCAGUGAAAAAAACAUUUAAUUUAACAGUGGAUGCUCAAGAAAGAGGAUUGAUACAGAGACAGGAAUGUAGCUCGUUGGCUGUGUCCCCCAGCAGGGCGUCAGAGACCAGCCCCGGAGGAGAAGGAGAGGCACAUGACCAUUCUGAGGAGACCAGAGUUUUAACUGAGGAAACCCGCUCAGAAGAGAGGCGGGAAGCCACAACGGGUCCAUGUGGUGACAUGAUGGGCAAGGAACCAGCGUGUAUGAGGCGAAGCGCCUCCAGCGACAGUCUGGAGGAGUAUAUGGACCAAUGCUGCAGGCUUAGUGAGGUGCAACAGCAGAAUUCCAGCCCUCCGGGCACCGGCCUGGGCUACCUGGAGCAUGUCUGCCAACUCCUCCAGAAGAUCGCUCAGCUGCAGGAGAUCAAUCUGCAGAUGCAAAGGCAGAUCUGCAGUCUGCAGGAAGAUGGCAGGAUGGAAAAGAUGAAGGAGGACUGUUUCCAGCAGCGCUGCAUCUGUGGAGCAGCAGCGUUUUCCUCUCAGGAGCUGCAGAAAAGGCUCUCCACUAGUGACCUUUCACCCCACAGUCUCUCUGAUCUGUCCAGCAUCCCAGAGUUCAGCCGGCAGCCGCCACUAUCACCCAGGACAGGCAGUAGGAGUGAAUGUUUGACCCCCACCCCUCUGUGGAAGAGAAGCCUGAACCGGAGGAGUUAUACCGAGGGGGACAGCUGCUUCCUCAGGGACAACGAGGGACUGUCCGUCCCCCAGCGCAGGCUAAGUGAAAGCUACACCUGGGGCCGAGUGAAAGAACUUGUGAGGAAAACUAAAGGGAAGAAUCCGAGCAGGCUGGGACUGAGUUCCUCUUCCCUGAAGAUGUCCUGCCCUCAGCUGUACAGACCUGACAAAGAGCCCACGGAACCUGGAUUCAAAAGCAGGAAGUCCAUGUACGGCUGGGGCCACCACAGCAAACUGGACUUGUCUUGGCCGCAGUGAAUGUUCACUUGGUGCAAACUUUUAUUCCCCUUUUCUUUUUUGGACUUGUCUUUUCUCACCUGUGUGAAGUUUAAAGAAUCCAGUGACUUUAGUGUGUCAGCACUAUGUUGGAAAAUAUCUUGUUCCUCAUGGACAAUGACCUGUCGGUUGUACCUUACUGUAAACUUCCAUAACUCUAAAUGACUCCAUGUGUCGCUCACACAUGUGCUACUGUGACUGUUCGGCUGCUACGGACGUUAAUGUUGAUACUACUUACUGACAUCAAUGAUUCUCAUGAAGAUGCUGAGAAGUCUGCUCUGAAAUACACACAUAGCAUUUAUAUUUGCAAUCUGUUGUAAAUAUUAGACAAGUGGCACCCAUCUUGUACAAAACCUUUGUAGUCUGCUAACAUUCACGUGAAAGUGGAAUACUAUUUUCAAGCCACUAUGUAUUUCUUUUGAUAUUGUAAAACUGUUAUUUCUGCCCUUUUUUUGCAGAUAUUUAAUAAACUAUAAAAGUGUACUUCAUGAUUUGUUGCGAGUCUGAGGAAACAACGACGGUAUUAGCAGGAAGUCCCAGGAAACAAAUGUCAACAUAUCACAACAUCCUCGUUGCAUACAAAGCUGAGUUUUCCUCUGCUGUACUGUUACUUCAUAAUAUACCAUACUUGUACUAUGAUGUUGUGUACUUGUUUGAUGACAAAGCGGUUGGUUUAAAUGCGAUCACUGAAUCCUGAUGACAUCACAGACAUUUAUGUCUCACCGUAGGACAGACGACUGUCUCUGUUCUAUAUUCACAGUACCCAUACUGCAUCAGUAUAUUCACAUUUAUUUUUCACAAUAAAGUAAAUCAAAGAAUAAUAAUUCUUAAUG